AAGCUAUAACACCGAUAGCGACUAGAACAAUACGAUAUGUAUAAGAAUACGAAAAAUUAAAAUAUCCAUUUAAUGUUAUUUAAAGUCAAUGUCAUGUCAUUAUGGGCAUUCUUAUAAAAGGUCACAUAUGGUAGUUUAGUAAGAAAAUAAACUUUGUAGGUAUUUUCCGACUGAAUAAAAUAAAUGUUGGUAUAAAUUAUUUUUACUUAUGAUGCUGAUCAUCAGUAAUUUUUCAAUGAUAUUGGGGCGCGUUAAGAUUUGGUAAUGGCGUCCACUAACCAAUCGAAGACUUCAGCCCCUUCGGGUGUUGGGACUUCUUCCGAUGACAGAACAAAAUAUUGUGUAUAUAACAAUCCAGAGUCGGAAUCUAAUUCCAGCUCUAUUUUAUCAUCCAUCGGUAGCGUUUUAGUUAUUGUCAGUACCGCUCUGAUAUUUUUCGCCGCUGCCCGGAACUCCAUUACUUGGUAUUGCCAACGGUUCUGGGGAGCUUCAGGGGAUUUUUGGCAGGCUCAGUGGAAUAAAUUUCUCAACGUCGCGGGCGAGGAUCCUUAUUAUUUGUGGGUAUUCGGCACCACCGCACUAACGAUCAUCGUUUACUGGAUUUUCGGUGGGAUUUACACUUUCUUGGACGUGACCAACAAACCUGCCGCUCUCCGACGAUACAAAAUUCAACCGGGCACCAACGAGCCUGUGGACACUAAAAAACUUUUAGAGGUGAUAUCUUGCGUGAUCAUAAAUCAAACUCUAGUAGGUUUGCCGUCCUCAUUCGUGAUGUAUUGGGCGAUGCGAUGGCGAGGAUUUCCCGAAAUAAGGGAAUUGCCGACAUUCCACUGGGUGCUUUACGAAUUGGCCAUUCAUAUUUUAACGGAAGAGGCUGCUUUUUAUUACUCUCAUAGACUGUUACAUAGUCGACAUAUCUACAAAUACAUCCACAAACGGCACCACGAAUGGACAGCUCCGAUAGCGGUGACUGCCAUCUACUCGCAUCCGGUGGAGCAUAUUUUUUCAAACCUAGUACCACCUUUCUUAGGGGUCUUCAUUAUGGGCUCCCAUGUGGCAACGGCGUGGUUAUGGUUUACCCUGGCAAUUUUGUCAACUUUAAACGCCCACUCGGGUUAUCAUUUACCCUUCUUUCCAUCUCCAGAGGCUCACGAUUUUCACCAUUUAAAAUUCAACAAUUGUUUUGGGGUAUUGGGUGUUCUGGACCGUAUCCAUGGAACGGACAAGCAUUUCAGGCAAACGACUGCCUAUGUGAGGCAUAUAAUGAUGUUAAGUUUCAUACCACCGAGGGACGCUUUUCCGGACAGCAAGCCUUGGCUGUACGGUAAAUUCUAAUAUGUAUUUGUCUGUUAGUCAUACACAUUAAAAUGUGAAUAUUUUUUGUGAUUUUUGAUUGACCAUAAAUUUUUUCAUAGGAGGUUCAAGUAGGUAUUAAUAAUCAUUUGUAUAGACGUGACCCGAUUUGUUUUUCACAAUAACUAAUAUUUUAUAAUUCUGUAGCUUUACUCUGUUAUACUUAUACAGUUUAUAAAAGGACCAUACUAAAUAAUAUAACAAUACACUUUAAA
This is a messenger RNA of Cylas formicarius (sweet potato weevil), 1568 nucleotides long. Its product is annotated as fatty acid hydroxylase domain-containing protein 2-like. Bases 265 to 1335 code for a protein of 356 amino acids. The record is from RefSeq and is a predicted model, not a curated record. Gene Ontology annotation, biological process: sterol biosynthetic process. Lineage: Eukaryota; Metazoa; Arthropoda; Insecta; Coleoptera; Brentidae. The transcript is spliced from 7 exons. Gene Ontology annotation, molecular function: iron ion binding; C-4 methylsterol oxidase activity.